CAGCGUCUGGGCCGGCUCCGGGAGCCUCGGUUGUGGUUAGGGUCGGAUUCUCAGCGCCGUGCGGGCCAGGCCCAGGGCUUCGAUUGUUCUGUUCCUACCGUCCAUCCUCUGGCUAGGAGAGAUCUCGAGGGAUUGAGAGGUCUCAGUUUCCGGCCCUGUGCUCGUGACAUCCUGAGUGACCUUGAGCUGGGCACUGUCCCCUUGAAGGGCCUCAUUCCCACUUCGGUUAAGAGGGCUGAUUACGUUUACUGAGGGCAGUGGUCCCUGCUGGUCUGAAACGCUGUGAUUCCUCGAGUCCUCCAGCCCCCGGAUCAUAGGGUGAAGCGGGAGGGGUCGGUGCUGACGAUCAUGUCUGCUCCUAGGACUAAAGACCAGGAGGCUAUUCUCCGCGGUGCUAGGUUGACAUGGAUCCGCUUAGAGCCCAGCAACUGGCUGCGGAGCUGGAGGUGGAGAUGAUGGCGGACAUGUACAACAGAAUGACCAGUGCCUGCCACCGGAAAUGUGUGCCUCCCCACUACAAGGAAGCAGAGCUGUCCAAAGGGGAGUCUGUGUGCCUGGACCGAUGUGUAUCCAAGUACUUGGACAUCCAUGAAAGGAUGGGCAAAAAGUUGACAGAGCUGUCUAUGCAGGAUGAAGAGCUGAUGAAGAGGGUACAGCAGAGCUCUGGACCCGCAUGAGGCCCCAGGCAGUAUACACCUGGGGUGCACCUUGCCACUUACCCGAUUUAAGUGUUCCCUAAUGGGUGUCGUAUGUGAAAACUGUCAUGCUUAGGCUCACUGGAGCGUCUCCAGGACCCCUGGGUGUGGUAGAGCUCUCCUGACUAAAGAAGGGGAAUUUGUCACGCUGGUUUGUGACUGUGUAUGUGUGUAUAUGUAUAUAUCUGUAUUAAAACAGAUUUGUGAAAA
Peromyscus eremicus (cactus mouse) is the source of this 905-nucleotide messenger RNA. It is a transcript of the gene Timm10, whose product is annotated as translocase of inner mitochondrial membrane 10. NCBI's taxonomy places the organism in Eukaryota, Metazoa, Chordata, Mammalia, Rodentia, Cricetidae. The record is from RefSeq and is a predicted model, not a curated record. Gene Ontology annotation, cellular component: mitochondrial inner membrane. The transcript is spliced from 2 exons. Gene Ontology annotation, biological process: protein insertion into mitochondrial inner membrane. The coding region runs from base 405 to 677 and encodes 90 amino acids.